Ananas comosus (pineapple) is the source of this 1007-nucleotide messenger RNA. Its product is annotated as transcription repressor OFP13-like. The record is from RefSeq and is a predicted model, not a curated record. The transcript has a single exon. NCBI's taxonomy places the organism in Eukaryota, Viridiplantae, Streptophyta, Magnoliopsida, Poales, Bromeliaceae. The annotation marks the transcript as partial. Gene Ontology annotation, biological process: negative regulation of DNA-templated transcription.
UCUUCUUCUUCCUCCUCCUCUUACAACAAAUACUACUUUUGCUACCCUCCUCCACCUUCUUCAUGGCCAUGGCCUUCUUCAUGCAAGCACCCAAAAACCAACUCCUUUCGCGCCCACGCCGCCUCCGCCGCCGCCUCCAUCUACAACACCGCAAACUCGGUCUACGACAACACCGCCUACUCCACCGCCUCCGAUGACACCGAGAGCCUACUCCCCGGCCCGACUCACGAAGCACUGGUCCCGGUCCCGGUCCGGGUCCGGUCCGACCGGCUCUUCUUCGAACCGGGCGCCACGACCCGGUCCAUUGUGCACGCACGUCGCAACAACCAUAACAACAACGAUGACGACGACAACGACGAUGUAGACAAUAGCAUGGAGAAGAGAGAGGAGGAGGAGGAGGGGGAAGUCAACGCUGACUCGGCGGGCGCGCCGUUCGAGGAGAGCGUGGCGUUGAUCGUGGAGUCAACGGACCCGUAUAGAGAUUUCCGUGCGUCCAUGGAGGAGAUGGUGGUGGCGCAUGCGGUUAGCGACUGGGAGGGGCUCGAGGAACUGCUCACGUGGUAUUUAAAAGUGAACGGUCAAAAAACGCACGCAUUCAUUGUGGGGGCCUUCGUGGAUCUCCUCGUGAGCUUAGUCUCCACUUCCGCUUCCGCUUCCGCUUCUGCUUCUUCUAUUUCGGUUUCGCAGUUAAUUUCGGGUUUGCGUUCGGGUUCGGAUUCUGGUUCGCCGUUGUCGACGCUUUCAUCGACGAUCACGUUUGAUCAUGAGGUUGAGAAGGGGAACGUUGUCGAGUGUCGUGAGUAAUUAAUUUUGAUCUACAUGAAGAGAUUGUUUUUCGUGGUCAUAUUUUUUGUUUUUUUGUUUGUUUGUUUUUUGAGAGUUGAUAGAAGGGAUCGAUCAUCUUCUUAAAUAUUAUUGUAUUAUUAUACCAUUACACGUACGUGCAUGGAAGUAGGUUUUAGUUUUUUAUUUCCUUUUUCUUCGUCCAUAGGUUUUAUGUAAUAGUA